This is a messenger RNA of Peromyscus californicus insignis, 2730 nucleotides long. It is a transcript of the gene Stpg1, whose product is annotated as sperm tail PG-rich repeat containing 1. Gene Ontology annotation, cellular component: germinal vesicle; female pronucleus; male pronucleus. The record is from RefSeq and is a predicted model, not a curated record. Lineage: Eukaryota; Metazoa; Chordata; Mammalia; Rodentia; Cricetidae. Gene Ontology annotation, biological process: epigenetic programing of male pronucleus. Gene Ontology annotation, molecular function: chromatin binding; histone binding. The coding region runs from base 627 to 1655 and encodes 342 amino acids. The transcript has 9 exons.
CCCUCAACAUCGACAGCCAGCAGAGCCUUUACGUGUCUCGGGGACCAUGCGUACCCCUUCUUCCCUGCGCCUGCGUCCCACCUGUUGGCUGUAUUGUAUCCGUAAUCUCCCAGCACGCCUGCUGCUCAGCAGUCCCAGAGGGCUGUCAAUCAUCCUAGCCCUACUCUGCGGUUUCCCAGGGGUCCAGCUGUGACCCUGAACCUGCUCGCGGAGCUUCCAGCGCGCACAUUUUUUUUCUGCACACGCUAUUCGGUUCAGAGCAACCUCUGGGGGAGAGUUUUACGAGGAAAUGACAUUGGAGCGACCUCGACCAUGGGAAGGGGCUCAGGUGUGGGGCCAGUAGAGCUGAGAGGGAGCACUUAAGAGAGGCUGGAGCUGCCAUAUUGUAUUAUGGGAGAUGCCUAAAGACCAGCUGGGCUGGUGCAAGAUUUUUUUUCUUGAGGCGUGGGUGGCAGGAGCUGUGAUCAGGGGAACGCGCCGAAGACAGUUUAUAAUAAAAGGCGUAUCCCAUAAAUUUAAAGGGGCCACCGGUGAGUCCAAGCCGGGCUGCGAAGGCGCACUGUGGCGGCGGUGAAACGGGUGUUUAGAAGAAUGCGAGGCUGAGGUUUUCCUCAAACGGAUUGAACAUGCUCCAGAGCUUCGCUAACAUGGACAGCAUUCUCCUGAAAGAUGAAGACCCUGGCAAACAGAUCAAGCAUGGCGACAAAGUACAGAAAGGUUUUACCGCUGCGUACCCAACUCAAGCCUCCAUUCCUUAUAAAUACAGAAUGUCAAUAAUCCCAGAGUCAGAAAAAAAGGGAUUUAACAGCCAAGCCAGGAGAUUCUAUCACAAAAAGGACGACAUCCCAGGCCCUGGGUUCUACAACGUCAUCCACCAGUCUCCAGUGUUCAACAAUGUCUCUCUUUCCAAGAGAGGAACCUGCACUUUUCCCUCCACGUGUGCCCGGCUGGGCAACAUCAUUUCUAAAUAUCCUGCUGCCAAUGCCUACACCAUCCCCUCAGAGUUGGUUUCCAAGAAGGACUUCAGCAAUUCCUGUUCCAGCAUGUUCCAGCUGCCAAGCUUCAUGAAAGUGGUCAAAUCAGAAACCCCUGCCCCAAACCAGUACCAUGCGGCCAGCGCCAGCUGCAAACAGAGAAGCAAUCUCUCUGCUCGAGUUGGGUUUCUGUCAAAAACAGAAAGAGGAGUCUUCCCCUUGGCCUGCUCGGCAGGGCCAGCUCCAGGGCAUUACAACGUCAAUGAAUCUUUGGUAAAGCAGUCGCCAAAGAUCUUAGUGUCCUGCUUCAAAUCCAAAACUAGCCGUGGGUUAAAACUGACAUCAACAGGCCCAGGGCCUGGCUACUACAACCCCAAUGAACACACCAAGAUUCUGAAAAAGCCUCAUAUCCCGAAAGGUGCGCUCCUGAACUUUUCUGCCCACCCUCUGCCUCUGCCCCCAAAGCCGCCUCUCCCUGGUCCUGGUCAGUACGAGAUUGUGGACUACGAGGGACCCCCUAAGCAUUUCAUCUCCAGUGCGUCAUUUGUGUCCAAUACCAGCCGGUGGCCAGUACUGUCAUCCAAACCAAGCCUGCCCGGCCCAGCCACAUACAAGCCAGAGAUCCCAGGGAAGCAGUCCUUCCUCUACAAUGAGGACAACAAAUGGAUCCCAGCCAUCUAGUGAUGCCACAGAAGCUGGCGGGAGGCUCCUCCAGCCAGGCCCCCGACCCUGCUCCCCAAAACAUCCAUCAGCAGAACACGCCUUUCCUCUGUCACCCAGCCCGGGGUCACAUACUGUCUGGAGCUGCCUUCUGGGGACUGGCCACCCCUGCCCCUCCCAUGCAUUCCUGAACAGAAAGGAGGAGCAGGCAGAGUUCUCUGGCUACCUCGAUGUCAGCCUUCAAGCUGGUUUUGGUGACUCGCCUCCCCAGAGUUAAGGGAUCUUGAAGCACGGACUCUGAUGUGGCGCCCCAGCCUACUGCCGAGACAGCCUGUGGUGAAUUCCUUGCUUAGAAGCCAGUCAGCCAGGACUCUGAGACCUGGUCCAUGGGCCCUGACCUCCAAUUGCCCUUGACUUCUGGGAGGCAGGAGGCUUGGAGGUGCCUGCAACAGAAACACAGGGAUAUUCCCUGGGCACCCCUGCCCUCAGCUAUGACUUGUUAUCACACAGUAAGAACAUGGAAACCGGUCAUGAAUCACUCAUCAACCAUGGACUUGUAGGCUCUGUAUUCAUCAGCAGACAAGGCAGGACCCAGCUGGAGCUGGAGGCCUGGAACCAUGGUCCCCAGCGCAGGGAGGACCUGUGUCCCUUCCUGCAUGUUCUCACUUCCCCAACCUUGCCUCGCCUUCCUGACUUCCCACUCCAGUUCUGAGAAAGCAUCAGUUUCUAAGUUGAACGGUGUCUCUAACAGACCAUGGCAAUGGCUAGAGGAAGAGCUGACCAAGAACCGAGACGAAAUUAAACUGAUCAUACAUCUUCUCUUUCCCCAGAUGUUGAUAAUGUGUGCCACUUUUCUAGAUGGAAUCCUCCUGGGCUCCCUUCCCUCCUCCAGCCCCUGAUCCUCUUCUGGGAUGCCUGGGCCUCUUGCUUCCCAGGGCCCCUUCCUUGAAGUUCUCCGGGAACUAUGCAUCCUGGGCCUCCCAUCCAGACUGGCUUCCUGAUUGGCUUUUCUCUUGGGGUUGGGGCGGGGCAUGAGGAAGAGGGAGGGAAGGGAUGAAGAAACUUAUCCAAAUAAAUGGAAUUAUUGCUUCUCACA